GGCAGCGCGCAGACGGCAGUAGGCGGCAGGCGGCGUAAGCGCCGACCGCGCGCAACACUCGGAAUCAAACGUACUAACCCAUCUACAAUCGCUGGGCUAUAUUUAACUGCUGCGACCAUUAAUCUGCCUGGAACACAAAAAUUAGCAAUACGGUCUAAAAGUGCAGUGAUGUGAAAUUAUUUACAGAGAUUGAAGUGCCAUUCUGUUGCGUCCUAGUGAAAAAUCGUCAGUGCUCACGAAAUAUUACUGUUAAUAAGUUAUGGGAGGGAAAUAUCAUAAUUUAUCGUAACGCCGGCUCUCGUGAGUAUGGUAUAUCUAUUUUCUACUAAAUUUGUCAAAUUGCCAAAUAGUGUUUGAGCCUCAAGCGUUAGUUAUGAUAAUAUAGAGAUAGAUAAAUAAGUGUUGAUAUUACGAUACAGACACUUAUUUCUUCAACAUGAAUCCUCCUUCAGCGUUGUACAGUGCAAUGAAUAAAGAACGAAAGCCAUUCACAUAUACGCCGGGAGGACUUGAUCUCUCGGAGAUCAAAUCAGAACGAAUGGCUCAACGGUUGAUGAGGAAUGCAAUGAAUCAGGGUAUCCCUGAGACGCAAGUGCAGACAAUACAAUCACCGCCGGCCCAGAUACACUCGAAUGCAUUACCUAAUUUCAAUUGUUUACCAGUACAAGUAUUUCCAACGUUUGCUCUACCAGCCAACCCUAAAUCUUUAUUAAGAAGUAGGAGUAAUCCAGAUGCACCAAAAGAAAUACCCGUGCCGUCAUCUUUUAUAUCUGUUGAUAAACAUACAGCAGAUCAAAGAAAAAUCAUAAAUAAGCCUUCCUUAUUUACUGUAAAUAAUAAUGGACUACCACAGCCUACAUAUAAUACCCAAAGAAUAACAAAUAACGUUUCAUUAUUAAAACCAAACAAUUAUGGAAGUGAAAGUCAUACGGAAAUAAUGUUACCUGAAAAAAGUUAUGAUGCCGAAUAUUUCCUAUCGGAACCUCAAGGAAAUAUUAAAGUAAUGGAAAAGGAACCAAAUGAAUUACAAGAAUAUACCAGACCAAUAACAGAUAUUUUUGUGGAUACCAACGCCACUGGCAUUCAGAAAAUUCCAGUAGCAAUUACAUCUUCAUCGACGCAAGAUAGAACGACAAAUGAUUAUGAACAGAAGAAAGUCAAAAUUGUCAAAAAACAAACGAAGACUUCAGAAAAUGAGACAGAUCAAAAUGGUGACACAGAAGCAGCAGUUGUAGUAAAAUUACCAGCAAAAAAAUCAUCAGCAAAAACUGAAACUAAAGUGGAAGUUUUAAAGAAAAUAUUGCCUGAUGGCACAAUAGAAGAAGUCAAAACGACAAUUACAAAAACAACUAUAGAUGGUAAAACUGAGAUUAAAACUGAAACCGAGACUCGGACAUUGCCUAAAGAUCAAGAUGAUGAGACUGUCGAAAUUGAAGAACAAGAGGAGGAAAGUGAAGAUGUCGUUAUUGAAGACCAACCAGCCGACAAAUACAAAGAACAAGAAGUAGAAGAUUCUACUACAAUAACUAGCAAACAAUCAUCAGUAAACAAGGCCACAGAAAAUGAAGAAAAGUCAAAAGAGAAGGAAACAAGAGAAAAUGGUCAUAUUAUUAGUGGGGAAGAAAAAUUGGAAAUUAGCACUACAAAGAAUGUAGUGGUUAUACAGUCUAAAGAUCAAGAAUCUGAAGAAGAGCAAGAAGAGGAAGUAGAAGAAGAAACAGAAGAUGGUGAUGUUGAAGUGGAACAAGUAAUUUUACUGAAAAAAAUAGAUGUUAACAGCGUUGAUAAAGUAAAAAUAGGUGACUCAGAUAAAGAAGACGAGACUGAAGAUGUUGAAGAAGAAGAACUAGAUGAAGAUGAAAAUGUGGAUGUCGAACAAGAAAAUGUAACAGAAAAAGUUAAAAAAAAUGCUCACGAACUAGAACAGGUAGUGGUUGUUGACGCUGAAGAAGUUGAACCAGAAGAUGUUGAAGCUGAAGAAGUAGAAGGUGAAGAAGUAGAAGCUGAAGAAGUAGAAGCUGAAGAGGUUGCAGCUGAAGAAGAAGAAGCUGAAGAAGAAGAAGAAGCUGAAGAAGUUGAAGCUGAAGAAGUUGAAACUGAAGAAGUUGAAGCCGGAGAAGUAGAAUCUCAAAAAGUUGUAGAAAUUGAAGGUAGAGAAGGUAAAGUUGAGGAAGAACGUAAUGAAAAUCUGGAGAUAGAGGAACAGGACGAAGCCAAAAACCAAAUACAAGAAAAAGAUACUACUGUGAUUUCUUGUGAAGAAUCACUAAAACCGAAGGAAGAAGCCAAAGAAAAUGAUAAAAAAGUGGAAGUUCUAGUUACAACAGAAGAAAAAUUUACUGAGGUUAAAGACAAAGAAUCAAUAAUAACUGAACAGUUAGAGCAAAAAUAUGAACCUAGCCAAAAUGCACCUACUAAUCAGGAAACUACUACGGGAUCGUGUUUGUCGAAAGAUGAUAUUAAUAAACAACAGGCGCAGUCUGAACAAGAGCAUGUUCUUAAAAUAAAGAUUCAAUCGGAGCCAAAAGUAUCAUUUCGAGAGCCGUCAAUUCCUCUUGAGAAAGUCGAAGAUGUAGAGAUUAAGCCAAUAGGUCCCGCUCAAGAAAUUAUUAAAAAGUGUCAUACAGAAAUUAUAACUACGACGAAAGAUGAACCUACUGGAGCUUUGAGUACUCAAACUAAUUAUAACAGAAUUGAAAACAUUGUAACUGUAAACCGUACAACAAAAACUUUAGACCAUGCUUAUGAACAAGCUGAAUCUACUAUUCCCGGUAUGAAAUCUUACUUUGUACCUCCUAGUGAUCGUAUUUUAUCGACCCCCCAACCAAUUUCGAGAGCUUACCAACCAGCAUUUACGUCAGAACCACAAACAGAAAGAAGACAUAGUUUACUCCUUGAUAGAUUAAGUAUGGAACGUCAAAUACCAGUACAGCAACCUCAAACUUAUCUAAAUAAUUACCAGUACAAUAAUCUAAAUAGUGAACAAAAUCAAUGGUCACAAGAGCCACAAUCUGAAGUGUUGACUGUAAGCAACGUUAAACCCAGUGAAAUAACUAAAAAUCAGCAAUGGUAUCAACAAACCAAAAGAGAAGAAAAUUACAGUACUAAUAUUGUAACGCCUACACCAGUUAUGCCUAGUCAACUGUCUCAACAACAACCGCCAGCUCAAGUGCAACCACCGUAUCAGAGUUAUGUGCAACCUGCGUACACUCCGACACCUGAUUUUCAACCAUCCUUUACAGAUACUAGCAAGCAGAAUUCUUUUAAAAGUGGAACAAAUAGCUUUCAACAGAAUACUUACUCGAGUUAUACUCCAAAACCGAGUUGGGUAAGCAGUACUUUUGAUUCAAAGCCGGCCCCUGCUACACAAUACAAUCAGUAUUCAACAUUAAAAAAAGAAUCUAACGAAAACUAUCAAAACUCUACGCAACCUUUUACAUCAUCUUAUGUCCCUCCACCUUGGGAACAAGAUUCUAGUUACGUAGUAGAGAACCAAAGUUUGUACCAACCACCACCUACACCUGUUUACAAUCCUAGUAUAAAUCAAUCGUCAUGGAAACCUACACAACCAACGAGUAAAUUUUCUAAACCACCGCCUACUGCAUAUAUUCCUCCAGCUCCUAACCAAUCUUUUGUUAAACCAGUGUCAAGUGCUGAUUCAAAUUUAUUGCCCGGACGAAAAACUUAUUAUAGUGAAUAUGAAAGACGCUAUAUAUCUGUACCAGAAUCGACGUAUAUACCAAGUGAAACAAAGUACCAAGCUCAACCUGACCCUUCUCCUCAGUAUUACUUCGAUAACAAUGAAUCAUCAGAAACAGUGGAACCACAAUGGCGAAAGGAAUUGAGGGAAUUUACAGAGAAGACUUCUCAAACUACUAUUUCACAAACUGAGAAAACUUCAGUGAGACCGCCUUGGGAAGAGGAUCCAAAAUAUGCCUCAGGUUAUACAUCGACAGUUACAAAGAGUUGGACUCAGUCCUUAAGGCCUCGUUCCUGGCGGGAAACAAGUUAUGAACCCGAAUAUAUUGGAUCUAAAGAGUGGCCAAAGACCAACACUCUCGGACGCGGACGUCCACAUAGCUCCUAUGCAAGAAACAAUGUGGAUACAAUUCGUGAAAGAACACGAGGUGUUUCGGUUGAUCGAUACAAUCCAAGUAGUUAUCAGCCACCUUUAUCAUCGGAACAUCCUCCCGUACAAAGUCACACAUUGAAUCCCAACAUUCAUCCGAAGGCCUACCAUAACCCUAGUGUGCCUGCAUAUCACGCACGUACCUCUGCUGAAUCUAGAGAGCAAACAGCACCUUACACACAACGUACGUGGGCUGAGUCAAAGGCUCCUCCCGUCCAGUCAAGAUCAUUCAAAUACCUUCAAUGGAUAACUGGCACUGAAGAUUAAGUAUUUGCCUAUAUUUUUGAAAAUUAUUUUAAGUUUAUUGUAUUAAUUAAGAUAUAUUGCGAAUCAAUUUUGAAUCGAAUAAAUUAUAAAAAAACGAAAUCGAAAAUGUAAACAUUGGAAAUCAUUAUUUUCGCGGCGAAAGUCUAAAAAAAUUUAACUAUAAAUUUUAAUAAAUUUAAAAAUUCUAUAGUUUGGUUUUAACAAUCGAUGAAAUUUGUUAUUAUUUUAAUUUUUAGGUUUAUACUGAAUUUGAGAUUUAAUUCUUUCUGCUCCAUUAUCUAACGUUCUCUUCUUUGUCAACAUCAGCAGUUUUUAAAUUAGAAUGUGAUAUUUACAAAUGUUUUUGUUUGGCAAAUUACUCGAUCUAUCCGUAGUCUGUAGGACCUAUAUAUAUUUGGUUUUAGAAAUAAUGUAAUUAGGUAACCCAGAUACUUAACUUGUUUUUACUAAUGUUUAGAUAAUUAAACGUUUAACAGUUAAUUUUGAGGCUGAUUUAAUAAAAAAUAAUAUACUUCAUCCACAAGUUAACUAUGGUUUACUUUACCGAUUAUACCAAAGUUAAACUAGUUUUAACAUGUAAGGUGAGCAAAGGUCAAGUAAACUACAAUUUUUAUAUUAUAUAUUUUUUUUAUUUAAAAGUUCUAUGUUAUUAAGUUAAUCAGUAAGUUAUUUAUAUUUUAAUAUUGUUAUACGUAAUCGACUUCGUGACUUGUAAAAGGCAAUCUAAUAUUUUAUAUUUCUUAUUAACUUGCAAUGUGUAGAGUGUUACUUUUCGUCUUUUGCUUUUAAAAAAAACGUUCUAUGUACACUUUGUACACCAUUAAUUGUACAAUCAGCAACAAAUAUGAUUGUCGGAUAAGAGACUACACUUAUCGCCGUUUUGUGUAAAUUUUGUCAAUAAAACAGCAACAUUGUUUUAACAUACGCAUUUAUAAACAAACACACUCACACACACUCACACACACACGCGCACAUAGAAAUACACACAUCACAUACAUACACACACACACACACACACGCACACAGAAAUACACACAUACACACUAAAACAUACACGUACAUGCACACGCAAACAAACAAAACACACCCAAUACACAUAUUCACAAGUGUGU
Molecule: messenger RNA, 5508 nt
Organism: Pararge aegeria (speckled wood butterfly)
Lineage: Eukaryota; Metazoa; Arthropoda; Insecta; Lepidoptera; Nymphalidae
Product: probable serine/threonine-protein kinase kinX
Exons: 3
Coding region: 437-4396 (1319 amino acids)
Source: RefSeq, a predicted model, not a curated record